Corythoichthys intestinalis (scribbled pipefish) is the source of this 2656-nucleotide messenger RNA. It is a transcript of the gene actr5, whose product is annotated as actin related protein 5. The transcript has 9 exons. Gene Ontology annotation, biological process: regulation of DNA-templated transcription. The record is from RefSeq and is a predicted model, not a curated record. The coding region runs from base 7 to 1887 and encodes 626 amino acids. Gene Ontology annotation, cellular component: cytoplasm; Ino80 complex. Lineage: Eukaryota; Metazoa; Chordata; Actinopteri; Syngnathiformes; Syngnathidae.
UCCAAAAUGGCUACCACGAACCAACCGGUCUGUCAAAUCUUUUCCUUUCGAGAUUUUAAAACCUCUCCCGAUCCGAUUUUCGAGCCGACGGCAGCCUCGUGUGGGACAGCGACUCCGAUUGUGAUCGACAACGGCUCCUUCCAGACCAGAGCCGACUGGGCGACGGUGGACUCGGUGGCCCCGCGGCUGCUUUUCCGCUCGGUGGCAGCACGCAGCAGAGGAGCCGCCCGCAGCGAGACCCAGAUCGGCAACGACAUCCCCAACCUGGAGCCACUCCGGUGGCUGCUCAAAAGCCAGUUCGACCGCAACGUCGUGGUCAACUUUGAGAUCCAGGAGCUGAUUUUCGACUAUGUCUUUACUCACCUUGGCAUCACUUCAGAGGGCCAUGUGGAGCAUCCUAUUGUGCUGACCGAGGCGCCUUGCAACCCUCUGCACUGCCGGCAGAUGAUGUCAGAGUUGCUAUUUGAGUGUUACGGCGUUCCUCACGUUUCGUACGGAGUAGACGCCUUGUACAGUUUUUACCACACCAACAAUCAGAGGAACCUGCAGCCACCACAGACCGGGAUUGUUUUGUCCUCUGGGUACCAUUGCUCGCACAUUUUGCCUGUUGUCAAUGGCAGGUUGGAUGCGAUGAACUGUAAGCGUGUGAACGUGGCUGGAGGCCAGGCGGCAGCCUACCUUCAGAGGCUCCUCCAGCUCAAAUAUCCAGGUCACCUAGCUGCUAUCACACUUAGCCGCAUGGAAGAACUGCUGCAUGAACAUAGCUACACUGCAGUGGAUUAUCAAGAAGAGUUGGAAAAGUGGCGUAGCCCGGAGUUUUAUGAGCGCGAGGUUCACCGAAUGCAACUUCCCUUCUCGGGCAAGUUGCCGGGUGGCUGCGUGAGUGUGGAAGAGAGGCAAGAGAGGAGAGCUCAGCAGCUCAAGCGGCUUCAGGAGAUCAAUGCUCGACGUCGUGGUGAGAAGCUACAUCAGGACCAAGAGAGGCUGGAAAGACUAAUGGCUGUACAGGAGCUGCUGGAGGACGGCCUAUUGGAUCAGUUCCACAAGAGUCUGGUUGAGCUCAACAUGGACUCAGCCGAGGAGCUGCAGUCGUACAUCAGCAAACUGCAGCUGGCCGUGGAGCAGGGACGCCGCAAAAUGCUGCACAGCGACGGCGCUGAGGGAAAGGCAGAGGUGGCCGAGUUGGAGCAGCACAUGGAAGAGGGCGACGGCAUGGCCAUCAUGUAUCCUGACUUUUCUGAGGACAGCCUGCAGGAAAAAUCAAAUAUGAAUAUGGUCCAGCCGGCCUUCAAUAUGGCAGAAUACCACCAACUUUUUGUGGGCACAGAACGUCUGCGCUGCCCAGAGAUCCUCUUUCAGCCCUCGCUGACUGGAGAAGACCAGAUGGGGAUCAUGGAGACGCUUCAGUACAUGCUGGCAAGGUACACUGCUGAGCAGCAGGAGGCGCUAGUCAGCAAUGUUUUCUUGACCGGAGGGAACAUGCAGUAUCCAGGGAUGAGGGAAAGGAUAGAGCGAGAGCUGCUGGCCAUAAGACCCUUCCAGUCACACUUCAAGGUGACCAUGGCGACACAGCCAACCUUAGGUGCGUGGCUGGGGGCAAGAGACUGGGCUGUGGAGCACCCUCCCGGCGGUGGAAGAGGAGUAGCGGCGGGUUGGAUCAGCCGGCAGGACUACGAGGAGAAAGGAGGAGAGUACCUCAGUGAGCACUAUGCCUCCAACGUCUUUGUACCCAUCAAGAUCAACAAGACGCUUCCUGCUCGGCCGGCCGAGCCAUUCGUUACCAUGCCGACGGGACUUUCUGGACCAGUGGACACGGUUACGUCUACUCUGACUUCAUCUUCUACUUCGGGUGCUCCCAUGGCUUCAUCUUUAAUGUUACAGUGUUAACUGCGACGGAGUAUGUAUUUGUGUGCAGGAUCACACAAACGCUACAUAGUUCUUAACUCAAUAGUUGCCGUUGACGGCAAUAGACGUCCAAUCCGGCUCCUCCCAGUUCAAAUGGUUGGGAUGCUGAUCGCUGUCAAUCACUGAAACAUAAUACAUCCGUGAAUAGGUGCUGCUGUUUCGUUUGUCAAACAAAAUGGGGAAGUUAAAUACUAUAAAGAGUGUAUUUAAUUGGUUAAUCAUUAUAAAUGCAGUAAUGUUUUUUACACACUCACUGAUUUUGCACUUAGCAUUGACUUACUUGCUAUUUUUUCUAUCAACCACUUUUAGAAUAUGACCACCUUUACUGCUCAGAUUGAAGUUGAAUAACUAUAACAUGUCUCAACAGCAGAUUAUUUUCAACAAAAUAAACUAUGUACUCAUCCCAUAUUUGUACAUUUGUAAAUAAAGCUCUUUUUUCCCCUCUAAGCAAACUUUUAUAAAACGACCCAGCACAGCAAAAUGAGUCCCAGAGACCCAUUUCCCAAAACUAAGGUUUGAGGCAUAAUCAUAAGUGUAAAGUGUCCCCUUUACAAAGACAUUUAAGCCAUUUUGCAACGAAGUUUCAUGUGUAUUUGUUACUUUAACCUUUUCAAGCAGGAAUUAUGUUUUUUUAAACCCUUACAGGGCACCCUUUUAACUCACUGUGUGCCACUGACGGUGCUAGAUCUCCAUUUUGACUGGGAAGGGUGAAUGUAUUGGAUGUCUUUCACCAUCAAUGGCGUGUCAGGAG